Messenger RNA from Entamoeba invadens IP1, 1431 nucleotides. RefSeq lists its product as hypothetical. The transcript has a single exon. The record is from RefSeq and is a predicted model, not a curated record. Gene Ontology annotation, molecular function: RNA binding; 3'-5'-RNA exonuclease activity. NCBI's taxonomy places the organism in Eukaryota, Evosea, Mastigamoebida, Endamoebidae. Bases 1 to 1431 code for a protein of 476 amino acids. Gene Ontology annotation, cellular component: P-body; exosome (RNase complex). Gene Ontology annotation, biological process: mRNA catabolic process.
AUGACUUAUCAAAACCCAAUAGAGAUCGAUGAUUGCGACGACUAUCGCGUGUUUGAGGACAAGACUUCGUGUAUUUCUUCGGUAACCGAAAACAAAGACGGGUUUCAUGUUCCUCCCAAGCUACCUCAAUCUUGUAUAGACGCGGACAGACAAUACGAAAGCCAUCCUGUUAUGGAAAAAGAUAGAUGCAAAAAUCAAGUUUUCAAAAAACACGAUCUGCUUCGAAAAAGGAGAGAAGUGUGGAACGAGAUUGAGAAGGUGAACGAGGAGGCGGAACAACAGAGAAUACAAGGCAAGAAUUUAAGGUACAAAGAAAACCCGUCUCAACAAGGCGUAUUGGUGAUUACACCUGACGAAGACUCAUCCGACGACAGAAAGGUGCCACACGAUGUCAUCGAAAUAAGCGAGAAUUCUGACAACAAGGAGGUUAACGAAGAAGACCCUGUGUUAAGUGAACCAAUAAUUUCAUUAAGAAACACAGAGAUUAUCGAUUUGGUAGAUUGCAGCGACGACGAAAAGAGCGAUAGUGAAGAUGACUGUGUGUUGGUAAAUGUGUUCCGACCAACAGUGAAGAAAGACGAACACGAGAAAAUAAAUGACGUGACAGACAGAACUGAUAUAACUUGCAGAAGAGUGUUUAGUAUUGACGGAGAAAGAACACGAAUAAGAGAAGACGCGAUGCACAUUGAAGUUUUGCAAGAAGGGGUUUUCGAGGUCGGGAUACACAGCGUCGACUGCACCAACUUAUUGAGUUUUGACAAGGGAGGUGCGAUUUCGUUGAUGAAAAUGUGCCAAAAAGGGAGUAAUAUCGAGUUUGUUAAAAGGAAUGACAAAGUAACAAUGUCACUUGAUGUCGGGAAACAGAGAAACACGAUUAGCUUGGUGAUGAAGUGCGAUCAGAACGGAGACAUCAUCGAGCAACCCGUUUUAUGCCAGUCGUUUAUCGCAUCAAGAGGAAAUCUAACGUUUGUUCAAUUUGAAAAUUUGUUGACACGAUUUCCAAAUCCAGAAAACUGUGGGUAUAAUUUUCAAAACACGCAAGAGUUUGGCAGAAUUUGGAACACAUCAAUUUACCAACUGAAAAUGGACGGGCAGAACUUGCACGACGUUGUGGGGUUUCAGUUUAGUAAAGCAAAAAAUGAAUUGAUGAUGGGCGAGAGAUUGGUGAGGGACAUCGGACUGUUUCUUGGAAAGUACAUUGGGCAAUACUUGGUGAAGGUGUAUAACAGGUACGCGUUUGUGAAGUAUUAUAGUGGAAAACCAUUUGCGACGUUUCGAAGCCCACUUAGAAAAUUGGGCGAUUAUUUUGUGUUGAAACAACUUGUUUGUGCAAUGCAUCACAUGAGCUGGGAGCAAAUGGCAAAGGACUUAAUUGGUGGGAGUUUGGAAGACUUGCGUGAGCUUAUCUAUACGUAUCGCAAGUAUACAUAA